AGCGAAAAGGAUCAUGGUCAUGGCGCCUCAUGCCUCUUUUUUUAUCUAAUCUCUACAACACCACCUUACAAACAUCACCAACCUUCUCCCUCUUUCUUCCCAGAGGGAGCAUGUGUAGGCUACAGAGUCUCAUUCUUGGGACUUGCGGCCGCACUUGACCAGCUAGUAGAUGCUCCAAUGGUCCAAUUCUCUCUUUUCCGCCUACCCACCAAGCUGCGGCGCAGGGUCAGGCGUAAUCGCAUGGCUACCCUUAUAGCCCUCGUCGUCCUCGUAGGCCUCCUGGUCUUUCCCUUCUACUCGGCCUAUUGCGUCUACAAACCUCCGAGGUAUCUCAUCAAUUGGCUGCGGAGGAAGUACCCAGAUGUCUUGUUCGAAGAACCCACCGACCAAAAGAUCAUCGCCCUAUCUAUCGACGAUGCACCAUCCGCCCACACCGAUGAGAUCAUGCAGGUCCUGGAGGAGAAUGGGGCCCAUGCUACCUUUUUUGUUAUAGGAUCUCAGGUUGAGGGUCGCAAGGAUAAGCUCGUCAAAUUGGUUGCAAAGGGGCAUGAGCUGGGAAACCAUGCCAUGCAUGAUGAGCCCUCCAAGUCACUCAGUAACGAAAAGCUGCUGGAGGAAGUUCACCUCGUCAAAGACAUGCUGACGGAGGCAUACGCGGCCAACGGUCAUAUCCUUCCCAACAAUUACUUCCGCCCUGGAUCUGGAAUAUUCAACAGACGGAUGCGAGAUGUGUUGGGAAACCAGGGUUUCCGCAUCACUCUGGGCAGCGUGUAUCCUCACGACCCCCAAAUACCAUAUCCUGAUACCAACGCGAAACAUAUUCUGAGCAUGGCUCACCCUGGAGCUAUCAUUAUCUGCCACGACAGGAGACCAUGGACUGUGCCCAUGUUGCGCACUGUUCUUCCUGAACUCAAACGGCAGGGGUAUCGGAUUGUUACUAUCACAGACCUUGUGAAGGUGGUGUCGUCACAAAAUCAAGAGCAAUAAUACCUUUAGACUCUUGCGAGCGUUUCUUGUACCUAUGCAUUGAUGCGGAAUUUA
Messenger RNA from Fusarium redolens, 1041 nucleotides. RefSeq lists its product as uncharacterized. The transcript has a single exon. The record is from RefSeq and is a predicted model, not a curated record. Gene Ontology annotation, cellular component: membrane. Gene Ontology annotation, biological process: carbohydrate metabolic process. Gene Ontology annotation, molecular function: hydrolase activity, acting on carbon-nitrogen (but not peptide) bonds. Lineage: Eukaryota; Fungi; Ascomycota; Sordariomycetes; Hypocreales; Nectriaceae. The coding region runs from base 178 to 987 and encodes 269 amino acids.